This is a messenger RNA of Clonostachys rhizophaga, 1881 nucleotides long. NCBI's taxonomy places the organism in Eukaryota, Fungi, Ascomycota, Sordariomycetes, Hypocreales, Bionectriaceae. The record is from the annotation of a GenBank genome assembly.
AUGCUCUUCUCUAGCUCUCCUCUCGUUUUCACCGUCGGCCUCGCAAGUCAGGUCGUCUUUUCCGCCGUGCCACCACCACCAGCACCUGAACCCAUCAGUAUCACCGAAUUGCCUUUGCCACCAGUUGCCAUCGACAAAUGUACCAUAGAGCUCAGUCCGAAUGGCACUGGCUGUAUCUCUCAAGGCAAAUAUGGUGCUGGAUUUCAGGCCGGAAGCUUCUUACCUGAUAGUAAACACAUUGUUGCCCACGUCACUUAUAGCGGUGCCCCGGACGCACCCGACCCAGCCAGUAUCUUCACAGGGGAACAGAUCAUUCUGAUCAAGACAGAUGGCAGUUCCUUUUCCAAUGGUGCGCCGUGGAAGUGUCUCACCUGCGGUGUACCCGCAGAGAAUGCUCAGGGGCUUUCGAAUACCUUUGAUUAUCCCAACUCAUUCAUGGACGGUCGUCGUAUACUCUUCGGCACCAACAUUCUGGAUUGCGGCGAGAACGACCUUACAAGCGAUGAUUGUACCCCGGAGACUACCUACAUCUAUCCUAUCCGGUGGAACACCUCGCCGGAUGGCUCGGGAGUAGGCGGGAGCAUUCGGGAAUUGCGACUACAUCCAGACGAUGUUCAUCUCGGCUUCAGCUCUUUCCGCGUCGACGGACACUCCUUAGGCCAGGAUAGCUACUUCUCUCGCCUUGCCUUCAAUCCCAGUCCAACAACAGGCGAACCUUUAGUCCCACGCUACGAUCUAGAAAGCGUCACGAGGCUAUCCAACCCCAAGAAUCCUCCACCUUUUGUGGCAGACGGCGACAAAUUGUCGUGGAAUCCACUGACCAACUAUGUCGGCGAGUUACGUGGCUUCAGCGGCCGCGGGGACGAGGUCACAUAUAUCGGAACCUCGGUCGAGUCGUGCAAUGUGGAUGUUUUUGCCGUCAAGCUAGAUAGUGGCGAGGUACGCCGCCUAACUUCCGACCCAGAGUACGUCGAUCCGGUCGAUAUUUCCCCAGAUAACGAGUGGACGGUCGUCAUGGACACCCGUCGCACCGAUCGACAGAUGUUCAUGGCCGGUAUGCGUGGUGUCCCGUCACUGAUUGAUUUGAUUGCAACCUCCGUCGCUUCUACCACACGCAAUAACUUCCAGAGACGAUUCUUUCAGCCCUGGCUCAUCGACCGCUAUGGCGACCGAGGAGAUUACUAUGGCCAGAAGAUCAAUGACGAGGGCUCUGGCGUCCCAGGAAGCGCUGAUAUCAACGACCCUGAGUGGAACGGGCGAGCAGACCCAAAGUGGUCACCCGACGGAACGAAGAUUGCAUACUGGCAAGAUCUAACGGCGUCUCCAGCCUGUGGCGGGGAGAACCCACUACCCUGCUAUGACUCGCCAUAUCAGGGAGGUCGCCACGUUCGCUUCAUGGUCGCAGAACUCACCAGUCGUGAGCCCAAAGAUCUUGCUAGGGUAGACCCUGUCUCGGAUACGGUAGCAUGGGGCACACCAUAUGUUCCCGGCGAAGAUGCACCCUCGAUUCCACGUCCAGCUGAGGGGAAAUAUACCCCGUACGGUUCCGAGGCCGGUCAUGCGAACGUCACCAUCGUUGAUAAUGCCGAUGUGGCUACAAUCAAGAGCGUGGCGGUCAAUUAUCAAGACUAUUCUGAUGAUGGCUUAACCUUCUUGAACGGGUAUGAGAACUUCACUCGUAUAAACCCUUCUGUAACUGUUGAGAAUGCCAUCUGGUUCUCUGAUAUUGUACAAACCGGUAGCGUCAAUGCUACCAAAAAGACGAGCGCUGAUGGUUUUCGCCUCACCAUUGACGUCUUAGUCAACGUGUUGGAGGCAGAGGGGACGCUGACUACAACAAUUGGCGGAAAGGUAUACGAGCAACCGGCCAAUCGCACAUAA